Molecule: messenger RNA, 552 nt
Organism: Lycium barbarum (goji berry)
Lineage: Eukaryota; Viridiplantae; Streptophyta; Magnoliopsida; Solanales; Solanaceae
Exons: 1
Coding region: 1-552 (183 amino acids)
Molecular function (GO): nucleic acid binding; RNA-DNA hybrid ribonuclease activity
Source: RefSeq, a predicted model, not a curated record
AUGAAAAAUAUAGGAACUCAGGAUUGGCCUCAGAUGGUUCAAUUCAUAGAAGAAUACAGACCUCAUAAUAGGAUUAGAUUGGAGCUUUGGAAGUGUCCUCAUGAAGGGUGUUUCAAAUGCAACACUGAUGAAGCUUCUAGGGAUAAUCUAGGAUUAUGUUCUGCAGCCUUUUGUGUAAGAAAUGAGAGAGGUGAUCUGAUGGAAGCUGGUGCAAGAAAGCUGCAGGACACAACAAAUAUUGUUGCUGAAGCAAGUGCUAUACAAGAUGGUCUGGAAUACUGUAUCUCUAAUCAUCUGGUUCCUGUAGUUAUAGAAUCAGAUUCAUUGACCAUGAUCAAUACUGUGGAGGAGAUAUGGGAUAGUCCAUGGAAGAUUAGUGUGGAAGUAAGGAAGAUCAAACAGUGGAGUAAUAAGGGCUAUGUGCAAUUUGCUCACAUCUUGAGAGAAGGCAUUGCACUGGCAGAUUAUCUACCUAACAUGGUUUUUGAUUUUGCAGGUACAAUUCAAUUCAUAGUUUUUAGGAGCUACCCACAGCUGCUAGGAAGAUUCUAA